Molecule: messenger RNA, 924 nt
Organism: Akanthomyces muscarius
Lineage: Eukaryota; Fungi; Ascomycota; Sordariomycetes; Hypocreales; Cordycipitaceae
Exons: 3
Coding region: 1-924 (307 amino acids)
Cellular component (GO): mitochondrial inner membrane
Molecular function (GO): S-adenosyl-L-methionine transmembrane transporter activity
Source: RefSeq, a predicted model, not a curated record
AUGGAUGUUUACGUGGCGGGCGCCUUCGCUGCUUUUACAGUCGAUAUGCUGAUAUACCCGUUUGAUACUCUCAAAACGAGACUGCAGAGCCGGGAUUACCUCAAGACAUAUGCGCAAGACGGCAAAAAUAAUGCGCUGGCCCUGCGAGGACUAUACCAGGGAAUCGGAAGUGUCGUCUUGGUUACGUUGCCCGCAGCUGGCGUGUUUUUCUCCACGUACGAACUGUCCAAGACGACCAUUGCGAAGAUAUCGUCGGUGCCCUUGCCUGUCGUGCACUCUGUCGCCUCUGCCAUGGCAGAGGCAGCCUCGUGCCUGGUGCUUACACCCGCCGAGCUGAUCAAGCAGCAUGCGCAGAUGAUGCAGUCGAAUGGCAACAGCAAGAAGACGGGCUCGACAUCCUUGAAGGCAUUUCGCGCACUAUACGAAGCCGGCGUCGGACGACGGCUUUUUACGGGCUACACGGCGCUCCUGGCGCGGAAUCUGCCUCUGACGGCGAUGCAGUUUCCCAUUUUUGAGCACCUGCGGUCGAAAAUAUGGGCGACUAGGCCGCGACGGGAGCCCGGGCACCAGCGGAUCCUGGAGACGGGUGCAAUCGCGGGUGCGAGCGCGGCCACUGCCGGUGCCAUCGCUGCCUUCAUCACGACCCCCAGCGACGUAGUCAAGACGCGCAUGAUGCUCUUGACGGGCGGUAGCGAAAACUCUACCGCGUUUGAGAAAGGCGGCACAAGUAGGAACAUGGGAGCGCAAAGGCCAUGGCGCGUGGCGAAGCAGAUUUAUCGCGAAAACGGGACAAAGGGCCUCUUUCGAGGCGGCGGUUUGCGGUCGACCUGGACGGCCGUCGGCAGCGGGCUGUAUCUCGGGACGUACGAUGCUGCCAAGCUUUGGUUGGGCGGUGGUAAGGAUGCGGCUGAGAAAUCUGUAUAA